Messenger RNA from Ostreobium quekettii, 390 nucleotides. Lineage: Eukaryota; Viridiplantae; Chlorophyta; Ulvophyceae; Bryopsidales; Ostreobiaceae. The record is from the annotation of a GenBank genome assembly.
GACCUGCAGCAUUGUCUGGAAAGGGAGUCUUUGGCCCGACGGGCAGCUGAGGAGCGCUUGAGCUUGGCGGAGCACCCGCUGAAGGAAAGGGACGCUGAACUGAGCUGGCGGAGAGUCUCUGCUGGUCAGCCAGCGGCUCCAGAAGCCAGCAAGAGCCCAGAUGGCGAUGUUCUGGCGCUGGUCACUCAACUUCAAGCUGACAUGAAGGAAGCUGCAAAGAUGUUUGCUUGUGCACAGACCCAGCAGGCCAGCUGCGAUCGACUUCGGUCCUGUCCUGAGCAGGCAGACCUGCAGGCUAUUGAACUGAAGACGGGAAACUUGAAAUUGAGAAAGGCUGUCGAUGACAAGAGGGCCAAAUCGAUGAGCUGCACAGAGGCACAGGCACCACAG